AUGAGAGAGAAAAAAUGUGGUGUGAAGUGUUAUUAAUUAUUUUUAGUACUAUCACGACCUCAUUUUCAUUAGGUUGUCGGCCAGAGCAAAAUUAUUUUAAUCCUAUCACUUACUAAGUUAUUUAAUCACGGCCAUUAAUCCUUUCGCGGCAUAUAAGUGCAUUCUAGCAUGAAGCGAUACAAAUGUUUUGAUGUUGUCAUCUGACCUCUUUGUGUUUCACCUACAGAUUGACACCGAAGUUUGCGAGCAGACCUUCUCUUGGCUGUCAAAAUAUGAAAAAAUGACAAGGAAAAUGAACAGAGGACACUGUGUCUUUUUUAUGAUUUAUGUUCAGCACUUACGUAACCUUACAGAAGAGGAAAAACUCCGAAACAGUGGAUAUAUGGCUUGAUCUAACAAUGAUCAAAGUUGAAGCAUACUGACAAGGAAGAAAGAUUGGUUGGAGAUCGGGUUUCUUAACUUGUAACUAACUGGUAUUGAAACAAUGGUUACAUCUUCUAUUCAAGAUCAAAAUAGUUCUUACAUGUAAGGAAAAAUGGAAAAAACAAUACAGAAAUAAAACCAAGUGCUUAUAAAGCGCACUGAGCGUCUCGUGACUCAGAGAAAGUGCGACAUUAAACUCAACUUGUCAAAUUAACUAUUCCAAACUUCUACACUUCUAAGAAGUGUGGAACUAAGUAAAAAAUGACAGGGGGUUCUAACAAGGGGAAAAGUGCAACAAUAUCCUAACUUUGUCAGACUUUUCCACACUUCCACACCUCUGAGAAGUGAGGAACUUAGUAAGAAGUGA
Messenger RNA from Porites evermanni, 790 nucleotides. The record is from the annotation of a GenBank genome assembly. NCBI's taxonomy places the organism in Eukaryota, Metazoa, Cnidaria, Anthozoa, Scleractinia, Poritidae.